AUGGGCAUCUGCAGCUCCUCGUGCUGCGGAGGCAAAUCCCGCGAUGCCCUCUACGAGAAUGUCCUCGCCGAGAAUGAGCGGGAGGCUGUCGCCGACCUCCUGGGGUACCUCGAAAAUCGCGCCGACACAAAUUUCUUUUCGGGCGAACCCCUCCGGGCCUUGAGCACACUUGUUUACUCGGACAACAUUGACCUUCAACGCAGCGCGAGUUUGACGUUUGCCGAAAUCACGGAGCGAGAUGUUCGCGCCGUUGACCCGGAUACGCUUAGCCCCAUUCUUUUUCUGCUCGAGAACUCCGACAUCGAAGUACAACGGGCAGCCAGUGCCGCACUGGGGAACCUUGCCGUUAACACCGACAACAAGGUCUUAAUCGUCCAGCUCGGCGGGUUGCAACCGCUCAUCAAGCAAAUGAUGUCGCCAAAUGUCGAGGUUCAGUGCAAUGCUGUCGGCUGCAUCACCAACUUGGCCACGCAUGAGGAUAACAAGGCAAAGAUCGCGAGGUCGGGCGCUCUGGGUCCUUUGACACGACUGGCCAAGUCUAAGGACAUGAGAGUGCAGAGAAAUGCGACCGGCGCGCUUCUCAACAUGACACACUCUGAUGAGAACCGCCAACAGCUUGUAAACGCUGGCGCCAUUCCCGUCCUAGUUCAACUCCUAUCCUCCGCAGAUGUCGAUGUGCAAUACUACUGCACGACUGCCCUGAGCAAUAUUGCCGUCGAUGCCAACAACAGGCGGCGAUUGGCCGAGUCCGAGCCUCGGCUUGUCCAGUAUCUCGUCAACUUGACCGAUUCAUCCUCACCGAAGGUUCAGUGCCAAGCUGCGCUGGCGCUCCGGAAUCUGGCGUCGGACGAGAAAUAUCAGCUUGAAAUCGUUCAUGCCCAUGGCCUCCCGCCGCUCCUCCGCCUUCUUCGCUCCUCGUACCUCCCGCUGAUUCUCUCCGCGGUCGCCUGCAUCCGCAACAUUUCUAUUCAUCCGCAGAAUGAGUCUCCGAUUAUCGAAGCCGGGUUUCUCAAGCCUCUCGUCGAUCUGCUUGGUUCCACAGACAAUGAGGAGAUUCAGUGCCACGCCAUCUCGACGCUCCGCAAUUUGGCCGCAAGCUCUGACCGCAACAAAUCUCUUGUUCUUGAGGCGGGCGCCGUCCAAAAAUGCAAGCAGCUUGUGCUCGAGGUUCCUGUUACAGUCCAAUCCGAGAUGACGGCUGCUAUUGCGGUUCUUGCCUUGAGUGACGAGCUCAAAACUCACCUUUUGGAACUUGGUGUCUUUGAAGUCUUGAUCCCCUUGACCAAGUCUCCCAGCGUAGAGGUCCAGGGCAACAGUGCUGCUGCGUUGGGUAACCUCUCUUCGAAAGUGGGCGACUACAGCAUCUUUGUCCAAAACUGGGCCGAGCCCAGUGACGGUAUCCACGGCUACCUCAGCAGGUUCCUCGCUAGCGGGGACGCCACUUUCCAGCAUAUAGCGAUCUGGACGUUGCUCCAACUGCUUGAAUCGGAGGAUAAGAAGCUCAUCGGUCUUAUUGGGAAGUCCGAUAGUGUGGUCGAUAUGAUCAAGCAGAUUGCCAACCGCCAGAUGGAGUCUGAAACCGAGGUCGAGGAUGACGACGAAGGGGAGGUGGUCAACCUGGCUCAGCGCUGCCUCGAACUCCUUGGCCAGGGCGCAUCGAAGAGUCACAUCGAAGGCUAA
Messenger RNA from Dichotomopilus funicola, 1680 nucleotides. Its product is annotated as armadillo-type protein. Bases 1 to 1680 code for a protein of 559 amino acids. Gene Ontology annotation, biological process: nucleus-vacuole junction assembly; vacuole inheritance. Gene Ontology annotation, cellular component: fungal-type vacuole membrane. The record is from RefSeq and is a predicted model, not a curated record. NCBI's taxonomy places the organism in Eukaryota, Fungi, Ascomycota, Sordariomycetes, Sordariales, Chaetomiaceae. Gene Ontology annotation, molecular function: protein-membrane adaptor activity; protein binding. The transcript is spliced from 6 exons.